Molecule: messenger RNA, 3203 nt
Organism: Schizosaccharomyces japonicus yFS275
Lineage: Eukaryota; Fungi; Ascomycota; Schizosaccharomycetes; Schizosaccharomycetales; Schizosaccharomycetaceae
Product: pig-K
Exons: 1
Coding region: 383-1531 (382 amino acids)
Biological process (GO): proteolysis; attachment of GPI anchor to protein; GPI anchor biosynthetic process
Cellular component (GO): GPI-anchor transamidase complex
Molecular function (GO): peptidase activity; GPI-anchor transamidase activity
Source: RefSeq, a predicted model, not a curated record
GCAAACACGUACGCGUCAAAGUUUACCUAGACACUUCAUUGAGCGAAAACGGAGAAGAACACUGCAAAAUAGCUGUUAAACAACUGUAAAAGUGCCUCUGUACGCGAGAAAGUGAUCAAAAUAAGUUCCGGGAAAAAAUAAAUCCUCUUCGGUUACCGAUCUACCCGCUCCCUAGAGCUGUGUUUUACACCAGGAUAUACCUUUUCAUUUUUCCUCGAUAACUUGUAAAAAACAGGCAAAAACAAGGUCUACAGUCAUUUGCGUUAUUAUUUAUUACUCGUUUCACCGUAGUGUGAAGGAGAGGAGGGAUCUCACGGAUUGUUUCGUUAAAAAGAGCGGUUAUACAAAAAAAUAACAAAAUCAAAACGAUAAAAAAGCAAAGAUGCAUUUGCGCUCAUUAAGGAGUAUUGUCUCUACGGUACUAUUGUUUGCACUUUUCUUUACCAAAUGUACUGCUGAAAGUACACAUACAAACAACUGGGCAGUGCUUAUUUCCACUUCUCGGUUUUGGUUCAAUUAUCGCCAUAUUGCCAAUGUUUUGGGUAUCUACCGCUCUGUAAAACGAUUGGGCAUUCCCGACGAUCAAAUUAUUCUGAUGCUGGCAGACGACAUUGCUUGCAAUCCCCGCAACAUGUUCCCUGCAUCCGUUUUCGGUAAUGCCGACCGGGCUUUAGAUUUGUAUGGAGAUGAUAUUCAGGUGGACUACCGUGGUUAUGAAGUUACUGUGGAAUCUUUUAUUCGUUUGCUGACGGGCCGUGUUCCUGAGAACACACCGGUUAGCAAACGUUUGUUGACGAACGAGAAUUCUAACAUACUCAUAUACAUGACAGGACAUGGAGGUGAUGAGUUUAUCAAAUUUCAAGAUGCCGAAGACUUAAGCGCUCAUGAUAUUGCCGAUGCUUUGGAACAGAUGCAUCAGCAUAAACGCUUUAACGAAAUCUUAUUUAUCGCUGAUACAUGUCAAGCAAACUCACUUUACAAACACAUUUACACUCCAAAUAUCCUCGCAGUUGGAAGCAGCGAAGUAGGAACAUCGUCCCUCUCGCACCACGCAGAUACUGAUAUUGGCGUAGCCGUUAUCGACCGGUUUACAUUCUACAAUCUGGAGUUCCUCGAGACACGAGUUGAUAUUAAGAGCAGACUCACAUUGAAAGACCUGUUCGAUUCGUAUGAUGUGAAUCUCAUCAAAUCGCAACCUGGUGUGCGCACAGAUUUGUUUCACCGCGAUUUGUCACAAGUGCUCAUUACCGAUUUUUUUGGCAAUGUUCGAGACAUUGAGCUCAAUGCAUACGAAAAUGUCUCCUUUUUGCAAGAAUCGUCUCCCGAAAAUAAACUGACGGUUUUCUCCCCUGCAAACGACACAGGCAUCGUUUAUCCUCGUGCCACUUCCUCAAACACACAAAAUGAUACGGCCGAGCUGUUAACCAGCAGCAGCAUUCUUGGCGACUCCAAGAUUCACAAGUUCUCGCCGUUCCUUGCUUUACUUACCGUUUUCCUUUUCCCUGUCCUUUUGUUACGAAGCAAACGUUGAUCAUUAAUUUACACAGAAAAAAAAUUAUGUUAUGUAAUAUCAUCAUGGAUUGACAGAUGCAUACUUACACUGUCUCGUUUCUCCAUGUGUAACAACAUUACGUCCUCAUAAACUCCCCACUAUCCAUUUAUUUGGCAAUCAUUUUAUAUUUAUUGAAUAACCUAAUCCAAAUAUGAAGCUUUAAGGGAGGAGGAAAGCAAAAUGCAGCGGAAGUUCCGCGUUCGGAAACGCAGAACAGUUCUUUUGUGAGGAAGUGCAAAAUCAGGCAAUCAUUAGUUCAGCUUAGCAACCUUCAACGCAUUAUCAAGGUCAGCAAUUAAAUCGUCUGCAUCCUCGAUACCAAUGCAAAUACGAAUCAAGUCUUCCUUAAGGCCACGCUCCUCACGGACCUCCUUGGCAAUGGAAGCAUGACUCAUGUAUGCAGGCAUACUGAUAAGGGAGUUAACGGAACCGAAAGAGACGGAGAUCUCGAAAAGCUUCGUGUUAUCGCAAAUAGCUCUCGACUUCUCAACGCUACCCGUCUGCACAGACAUGACAGCACCCGGUCCACGAGCAAAGCUAUUAAAGACGGCGGUGGAAGGGUCCUCGGGGUCAAGACCAGGGAAGUUAACUUUAAGACCCUUGCUCUUCAAGAACUUGGCAACGGCAAUUGCGUUUGCUUGGGCACGCUCCACACGAAGUCCCAUCGUCUUGAUGCCACGAAGCAACAAGAAGGACUCGAAGGGAGCAAGGGCAGCACCGCGACUGUUAAUGUUGAAGUAAAUACGCUUGGCCAACUCGUCGCUGUUCGUGGCAAUCACACCGCCCAUGACAUCGUGGUGACCAGACAAGUACUUGGUGCAGGACUCGUACUCGAUGUCAUAACCAAAGUCAAGGGGGUUACACAAGAUGGGAGAAAGCAUUGUGUUGUCAAUGACAAUGAUAGCCUUGGGAGACUUUUGGCGGGUAAUACGGAUGACCUCCUUUACGUCGCAAAUCUUAAUCAUUGGGUUGGUAGGACUUUCGACCAGAACCAUAGCCGUAUCGGGGCGCAAAGCAGCCUCAAAGGCAGUGAUGGAGGUCGUGUCAAUGUUGGACACCUCAAAACCAUACAACUUCUUGCAGUGAGUCAACAAACGGUCGCUGCCGCCAUACAAGUCGUCGCCAGCAACAACGUGGCUGUUGGACUCCAGCAUACAAACAAUCAUAUCCAAGGCUGACAUACCGUUGCUAGUAACGAAAGCAUGCUUGGCCUUCAUCAACUUGGCCAAGUGGCCUUGCAAGGUAGUACGAGUAGGGUUUCCCGACCGGGUGUAGUCGAAUUCACCAGGACUGUCGAGAGUCUCUUGUUGGAAGGUAGCCGACUGGUAGAUAGGAACAGAGGAAGCCUUGUAUUGAUCCUUGUUCGUGGUGACAUGCACCAAUUCGGUAGACAACGAAAACUUGUGUUCAGGCAUGUCGUUAACAGUCAUUUUAGUGUUGAUUUAAAUGAAAUAAGAUCGGUAUGUGUGUAGAAGAAAAAGAAAGAAAAACCACACAGAAGAACGAUUUCACGAAGAAAAAAAGGAAAAAAUUAUUUGAAAUAAAAAAAAUAAUUCGCAAAAAAUAAAGGAAUAAAAAAGUUUUUAAAAAAUAAAAAAAAAUUAAACCGAAAAAAUCCAAAUAAAUCACAAAAAAAUCAGCGAAACCCUAG